Messenger RNA from Dermatophagoides farinae (American house dust mite), 3466 nucleotides. The record is from RefSeq and is a predicted model, not a curated record. Lineage: Eukaryota; Metazoa; Arthropoda; Arachnida; Sarcoptiformes; Pyroglyphidae.
CUCUCCAGCUAUCAUUUUCACUGAUGAUAAUAAUUUUGGCGUUCAUUUCCAAAAAUGUAUGCUGUAUUUAUUAUUCUGUGAGAUAAAAUGGUCUAGACAUUUAAAAAAAUAAAGCGAUGAUGAUGAUAUAAAAACAAAAUUAUUAUUAUCGAUUGUGUUACGAGAAUGAGCCAAGAAAAAUGUUGCAAAUUUUUUACAUUGAUAACAACAAUAUUAAUGUUGACGUAUACAUGAAUAUAAACACAAUAAUAACAUGGCCAUAGACGAUCGACCUUCGGAUACAUAUAUUUCGAUCUGCGCAUACAAAUUUUUUAUGCUAUUGCGCAUCAUAUAGACAAUCAUCAAUAGCAUCCUGUCACUAUGCCACUAUGCAAGUGUAGCAUUUUUUUUUGUUGUUUGUUUGGCUAUUUUUUCAUUUCAUUUCGUUUGUUGUAAAGGCGGUAAUAAAAAUGUACAUUAUUCUUUUCAUUAUUUCGUUUCGGUGUCGUGGUUGGUAGUGAUAAUUUUCGGUCUCCAAAAAAAAACUAUACGCUCAACAUCUAUACCCGAAAAAAGAAAGUCAAUUCCUUAGAUUCCGUUUCGAAAUGUCUUUUUUUCAGCCAACCAAAGAGUUUGCCUUUACAAAUUGUUCUUUGGUUCUACGAAAAAAAAGAUUUUGGUCAUUUCGAAAUUCGAUUACUAUUCCAUUUUAUUUGUAUGACGCAAUUUAUCACAACCGAAUAUUGUCUACAUUUUUUGGUUAAUUCUUAUUUUUUCCAAACAAUGAAACUUAUCAUCAUAUCCUUCAUAAUUCAUUAAUCUACGGGUCAAAAAUUUUUUUUUAUUUAAAUGAAUAUUUCAUUUCUACAUCAUUAAAUGCUUUGAAGAUUAACUGAUUCACCAAAGAAAACGAAACCGGAACAAUCGAACAAUUUCUAUUUCUAUGCUCAAACUUGAUUGGAAAAUUUGUAUUCGAAUCAAAUCUAACCGAAUCUACCUCUAUUCAUUCUUUUUGGCAUAAAUUUGAUUUUUUUUUCAAUUUUUACAUUUCAUUAUUACCAUCAUAUACAAUUUGAAACGGGUCAAAAAUACAAAUACUCUCUCUCUUCUCUCGCUACUUAAAAUCAUUUUUCUACUUGACGAAAUUAUUACUUAUUUUCUAUUGUGUUCAUUCGAAUGAAUGAACAGAUUUGUUUCCAUCUCACUGGAUACAUCAUCGAGAGAUUCAAAAAUGGAAGAUAUUCAAACCAAAUCGAAAGCUACUGAAGAUGCAAAUUCCGAAUCAGCUAUCUACAAUGAUUCUAAAUUAUUGCUUAAGAUACCUAAAUGUUCACGUUGUCGUAAUCAUGGUUUAUUAAAUUCGCUCAAAGGUCAUAAACGUACAUGUCCACAUCGAGAUUGUAUUUGUUCAAAAUGUUUUCUGAUUAGUGAACGACAAAGAGUUAUGGCUGCACAAAUUUCACUUCGUCGCCAACAAGAGAUGGAAGAUAAAAUCAAAAUAUUAUCACAAAUGCAGCAUAAUUCUGAUGACAUCAUUGAUAUUGGUGUAGGAAAAAAACGAAUGAAAUUAUUGUCAUCAAUAAUGAAAGAUCAAAGUAAUAAAAAUGCUUUAAAUCAGAUGGCCAUUGCUGUUGUUGACAAUACAGCCACCAAUAUUAGUUCAUUGCCAAAAGCAGAUCAUGCAUUCAACCCAGUUACAAAUCGUCUGGAAACAUUGAUUGAAGUUGUGCAAGAACAAUCUCAACCACCACCGCCACCACCACCACCACCACCAAUAAUAAAGGAAUCGAAUAUUUUCAAGACAAAAUCCUCAAAUAUGGAUUCAGCUACAAGCAGCAGUGACAAUAAUAUGGCAGCAGUAUUUGAUGAUGAACCAUUUGAAUCAUUUAAUAUACCAUAUAUCAGUGAUAAUUCUAGCUCAUUUUUAGAAGAUACUGGAGGUGAAGAUCCGAUUAGUGGCCAUCAUUUGAACCGUGAUGAACAAGAUUCGAUUGCUGGCAAAAUAAGUGAUCUUUCGGUUAAGCUUUCAAAAAGUGGCUUUAAUCUGGAUGAGAAUUUUAAAACUCAUUGUCUUUUGGCCACAAUUAUUAAUGAUAAUGAUGGCAACAUUGAUGAAAGUUUUGGCAAAAUUAUGCGAUCUAUCAUUAAGUUUAGUCAGUUGGUAUAUGAUGACCAUUGUAAAAAAACAGAAACCAAGGGCAAUCGUAAAAGUAAUCAAGCAUCAGCAAAAAUAGGAGCCAACAACGCCAAACGAGAACAAACAAAUUUUCAUCAAAGUUUUGAAUCGCCUCAUCAUUACGAUGAAAAUCGUAUCAAAUUGAGUACUAAAGAUGAUCCGGUCACCAAACAUCAUGCAGCAAUAAACUUGGAUAAAAAACCAUUAAAAAUGUUCAAUAUCGAUUCGCCUUCAUUACUUUCGAAUACAACUAAAAUAUCAUCAUCGCCGUCAACAACACUUACUUCCAUUGUACCGAAAUCACUCGCCAUGCCAUUGGCAACAUUGAUCAAUCAGGGCAUUAUUCCUCAACAACAGCUAACAAAAAAUGUCAAAGAUUUAUCAAUGUCCGGCAACUUGUCAGCAUUGCAAGUACAAUCGAACAACAAACAUCUAGUAUUCGUUAUUAAUCCUCAAUCGACGUCGUCAAAUAAUGCACCAAAUCAAUUGAACGAUUCUCAAGCCAAAAUUCAGUUACCAGUUUCAUUGAUGAUUCCAUCUACUUCUGCUACCAAUCUAAGCAGUUUCAGUAUCGAUGGUAACAUUGGUGAUCAUGAUAAAUUGCAAUCACCACCACCACCACAACAAGUCACCAAAAUUAUUGAUCCAAAACAAAUUUAUGCCUCCACUCCUAUAGCUGGUACAAACAACUUAACACCAGAAGUAAAUAAUCUCGAAACAUCAGCCACUUCAAUUUUGAAAGCUCAAUUGUCUUCAUCGUCGAAUAAUAAUCCAUCAUCAUCAUCAUCAACGACAACAACAACAACAACAACAUCAUCAAGUAUUUAUACUAGAUCGGAUGGUGGUUUAGCUGAAAAAUCCUUCACAGCAUUGGUUUCGAAUGGAGUGAUGGGACCUCAGCAUAAAAUCGGUAUGCAAUCUCUAUCAACAACAUGUAUCAUUGAACCAAGCCAAUCAAGCCUUGUUUCAUCAAUGUCUCAAAAUAUGAAUAUUGUUCGUGAAUUAUCAUCAUCAUCGACAACAAUAUGGAGCUCAAAUAAGGAUAAAAAUUCUCCCGAUUUAAAUGACGGCAAUAAAGGAUCUCGUAUUAGCCAUGUUACAAUCUUGAAUAGGAACCGAGCCAAACUUGCCAAGUUGCGAAAUUCGAAUAUUCAAUCAUCUGAUAACGACAACAAUAAUGAUUCACAAAUGGAAUCUUUAAAUCCGGUUUAAUCAAUCGAGCUAUUCAAUUGAAAUUUCAUAAUUUCAAAGUGUAACUUUGUUCAUUGUAAAAUUGAUUAAUUCAUUCUCGACUUUUUCAGUUUUUUCUUU